Molecule: messenger RNA, 2606 nt
Organism: Spea bombifrons (plains spadefoot toad)
Lineage: Eukaryota; Metazoa; Chordata; Amphibia; Anura; Pelobatidae
Gene: GOLM2
Product: golgi membrane protein 2
Exons: 10
Coding region: 135-1388 (417 amino acids)
Source: RefSeq, a predicted model, not a curated record
UCCUAUUGGACAGCUCGGUCUCUUCUUCGCGUUCCUUGUCAGCAGGCUCGGUUGCGCCGGAGCGGGCAGCUGUGUGAAAGACAGUCCGGGAUCGGAGCUGGAUAGGCCGCUGUGCGGGGGCUGUCUUGGCCGGCAUGGUGGGCUUCGGAGCUCCGCGGCGUACAGGCCGCUUGCCACCCUUCGUGUUGGUCGCCCUCCUGGCAGUGAUUGGCCUUUUGGCGUUUAACUACUGGAGUGUGUCCGCCCGGCAGGCCGCGCUGCAUGACGAGCUGAUGGCGCUGCAGGCGCAGGUGCAGCGCACGGAGGUGGCCCGGAGCAGGCUGGAGAAGCGCAACUCGGAGAUGAUGAUGCAGGCGGACAGUCACCGGCGGCAGAUGGAGCAGCGCCAGGGAGAGUUCCACAGCCUGGAGGAAAGACUGCAGGCUCGGGACCUGCAGGCUCAGCGCUGCGGACUGGACAUGGCCAAGUUGCAGACCAAUUUAUCCAGUCAGAUUGUAGACAUCAAUCACUUAAAGGAACAGCUCGCUGAGCUGCGACAGGAGUUCCUUCGUCAAGAGGAUCAGCUACAUGAAUUUAAACGUAACAACACGUUACUUCAGAAGAUGCUACAGGAACAGAGUCAGCAGUGUACACAGCAGCUUGCGGAUCAGAAACGGGAGUAUGAGAACAGCCUUAAGAAAAUCCAGGUGGAAGAGAAGACUACCUUAGAGAAGACAUCUAGCAAAGACGUGUUGGUCGACAAAGGUGCUGAGAACGAGGUACACACUGAAGCUAUAGAGAAGCAAAACAACAAAGCAGAAGACCCGUCCGCCAACCGCUUAGCCUACAGUAAAGAUGCUGUAAAAGUUGAUGGUGAUGCAGGAAUGCCAGAGAUAGAAGACAGCGACCCAGCUAAAGAAGACACUGUAGCUACUGCUGGAGUAAAGUUGGAGAAAGCUUUGCUUUCCAAUGAGGGUGGAGUGCAGGCACCAGAGAAACAUCCCUCAAUGCAACCCAACCCUUUUACCGAGUCCAAAGUAAAGUACAUUCCAACGGCUCUCAAGAAAGAGUCUGGGCUUCCCCUGGCUGUUAAUGACCUCAACAUUGAGCCACUUGUUCCCAAGCAAAGUCCAAGAGAACCAAAGGCAAUAGAGUUUCCUAACCUUAAACAAAGUCGGUUCUUUGAUGAGAAUGAGUCCCCUGUAGAUCCUCAGCAUGGUUCAAAAGUGGCAGAUUAUAACGGGGAUGAUGGGAACGUGGGAGAAUACGAGGCAGACAAACAGGCAGAGCUGGCUUACAAUGAGGAAGAUGAUGGUGAUGGGGGAGAAGAUGUGCAAGAAGAUGAUAUCCAUGAUGGGCAGGGAGAUGCUGCUGAAUAUCGAAAAGAUCGUUUUGGUGAAACCCUGUAACCAGCUGCCUGGACCAAACAAAUGACCGUUUAAAAAGUGCCACAUGUUGGGGACACUAUGGCCUAUUGUAUGUCCCAUAAGAAGCAACUCAAAGACCAAGAACAGUUAUUGAUGGGAGUGGUGCAAGAAAGGAUCUGUACUGUCUUGUCGCCUCUCUCGGUGUUGGAUGGAUAGACCCUGUGCUGGAAAAACUCUGGAUUAAUUAGUCUAACAAAUACCACCCUAGGCAGCCUGUGCUGACUGAAGUGCGUUGCUUUCCUCCAAGCUUGGAGUUGACACUCCUGCCUGUAUAGUGGGACUGUAAAUAGGAAACCCAUGUUGGGAAUUCAGGACUUAAUUUUCCCUUCUUCCUUCCUAGUUUUUAAUGAGUGAGCUGGCGAAUCAGAUAUAUAUAUUGUGAAUAAUGGAUUUAAGGAAAAUCUGCCUUGGAUCCAAUGUGAUGAGCCAUGAUUAUGACUCCAUCUUUCCAUCCAAUAUGGACACUGUAUGGUUCUUAAAUGAACUUUGCCUCAUGGCUCCAAAACGCCAUAUGUAGAACCUGAGUCAUGUAGCAGGGCUGUUUGAAUGCGGGAGGUGAAGGGCUGCCAUAAAUAUUCCCCACCCCCCCUCUUAAGCAGGGUCAGAGCUUCAGUGUGCAGAAUAGCCAAGUACUGUUUUUUUGUUUUUUUCUUGUUGCAAAUAUUUGUAUAUUAUAUGUAACGUGUGAAAGGAAUCACAAGUUGUACUGUAUAACCCAGAGAAGCCGUUCCAGAAUGGACUUCCACUGCAGAUGGGUAACAAAGAUGGGUCAUCUUCGCCUUGUCAAUAACAGUGGUAGGGGAUUGCAAUGAGAUAUUAAUGAAAAUAAUGUAAACCUUAAUUAUUUCAGAGCUUGGCAUAGCUCUCAUUUUCCCAGUGAUGUACAUUGGUUUGUUUGCCUGCCGGCAGAAUUUAAUUGUACACAGAGUUUAAAGAAUAGAGUUCUUAGAUGGUGCGCAGCCGAUGCCUUCAUCUGAGGCUUUUUAGGUUGUCAUUUUUUAGGUUAAGUACUGCGUAUGAAGGGUAUUUCAAUUUGAGUUCUGAAAUUCAGAGACCCUGUUUACCAUUUGUGUUUUUAUAAUUUAUUUGUCUGCCCAGAAUAUGAAAAACAACCUUGGUGAUCCUUUCCUACCCAAGUUGUUUUGUUCUGGCUCUGCAGCUGGCCUUCUAGGCUUAAUAAAAAAAGGUGGUUAAAAAAAA